UUUUUUUUUCUUCUUUUAUUUUAAUCAUCGCACGAUGCCCAAGAUUGUUUUUGACGAAGACGCAGAGAUCGUCGUACCUGAACCAACAAAGCAACCUGAUGUCAAUAUCCAUGAGGCCGAGUCUUCUGAUGAUGAAGCGCCUGAAGCUAUUUCUACUUCCAAAGCAAAAGAAACUUUGAUCUCAAAAGCACACGCAGAGAAAGAAGCUGCAGCAAAAGUGGCUGCAGCUGAGAAAGAAAAGCGUAGACAAAAAGACUUGUUAUUAAAGACUCAAAAAGAAGGCAGUAAAAGACAACAAAAGGAAUUAGAAAAAAAGAAAGCCAACAAAGAACAAGAAGAGCAACAAAAAGAACCUAAUUUACUACCUGACGAUUUAUUACAACAAGCUCUACAAGAACAAGAAGAAGAUAAAAGAAAAAGACACAUGACAGCAGAGGAUUUCGAGAGAAUGAUAGCUGAACAAGAAGAAGAAGAGAAAGAACGAGCCAAAAAGAGAAAGACAGUCCAUCAAGGCAAACAAGUAGGAGAAUAUACCGUCAAAGUACUCAAUCAACGUCCUAGACUACAAAAAGCCAAUAAGGUACUUUUAAAUGCUCGUCAUCAAACACUGCAUCGUAAAUCAGUGCCUAGAAAAGAAGCUGUUGUGAAUAUCAGUAGUGGCAGAGAAGGUGCUGCUUUAGUUUUCCGUCGUAAAUAAUAAAUUCCUUUUGGUGCAACUUUAAAAUUAA
Gilbertella persicaria is the source of this 728-nucleotide messenger RNA. RefSeq lists its product as uncharacterized. Lineage: Eukaryota; Fungi; Mucoromycota; Mucoromycetes; Mucorales; Choanephoraceae. The record is from RefSeq and is a predicted model, not a curated record. Bases 35 to 697 code for a protein of 220 amino acids. The transcript has 2 exons.